Lodderomyces orthopsilosis Co 90-125 is the source of this 1440-nucleotide messenger RNA. RefSeq lists its product as uncharacterized. The record is from RefSeq and is a predicted model, not a curated record. Lineage: Eukaryota; Fungi; Ascomycota; Pichiomycetes; Serinales; Debaryomycetaceae. Bases 1 to 1440 code for a protein of 479 amino acids. The transcript has a single exon.
AUGUCUUCUUCUCUGUCAACUUCUGACAAUUUUCAGGAUGAGGCCGUCAUAAAUAGUAUUACCCCUACCACUGCCACUGUUGCUGCCACUCCUACUGUUUCUGUCCCUACCCCUAGAACAUCAACUCCACAAUUUCGUUGCAACUAUUUACCAUAUCAACUUCACCAAUUCUUUACUGAUGAUACUCCAGAUUUACUAGCCUAUCAACUUCAAAACCUUCAUUUACCCACAGUGGAGGGCCAACUUCAAAUUCGUGCUGUUAUGAAUAUGAUUCAUUUUUUUGCUGAGAUCAAACUGAAUCUAAUUGAUUGUAUAGUUAUGAUUAAAUCAAUUUUGGACUGUAAAACUGGUGCACAAAUGGAGUCAAUUAGAAUACAAAUGGAUCAUGCCGUUGCAAAUGGAGAAAUUUAUCCUGAAGUUGCACAAUUAUUUGAUUACAUUGUUUGUACAACAUUUGACGACGGAGAAAAGACGAGCCAAUGGGACGGAAGCGAGUAUAUUGAUGCCGAAGAGUGUGAACACAAUCAAUUACAAGAUAUUGAAAUGUUGGUCUCAAGAAAUUUGACUACCAUGGAGAAUUUACUUGAGGACAUGAUUCUGGUUGUGACACAAACAGGUUUACGUCACCAUGUAGGUAAUGCUGAGGAAGUACCAAGGGAAAUUCGCCAGGUUGAUGAAGUGGAUGAAAUUAAAGAUUUAUCAAGAUUCGACGAGACACCUACACAUAAAAAUGAAGUUGUUCUGGAGCAGGCGGAAGAGGUUCAUAAGGUUAAUAAAAUUGAUAUUGUUGAAGAUGGUGAGGUCAAAGAUGUGGCGGAAAAGAUUAGCAAAGGAUCUGAUACUACAAAGGAUUUUGCCUCAGAGGUUGUGGAAGAGGUAGUAGAAAAAGUUGAUGGGACUUUAGAAGGAGAUUUAAAACACUUUACCAAUUCUGCUUCGGAAAAGAUUGUUUCUGAAGCUGUUGGAAAAAUCGAGGGAGUUGCAAAAGAGGAUGCUGGGCAGGUUGCAGAAUCUGCGGAGGCAAUUGCACAAGAGAUUUUUGAAAAAGUAAUUGACGAGGUUGUUGAAAAGCUUGAAACCGAGUCUAUUGAAGAGGUGAUUGAAGAAGCCUUUGAAGAUGUAAAUGAAACAAUUGAACAAGAGUCAAAAAACAUUACUCAAGAGAGAACUGAAACUAAUUUCAAGAAUACUAAGCUAUCCGAGGAAGUCUCUGAAAAGAUUAAUGAUCGCAUUGGUGAGAAAGUUGUUGAAAUCAUUGCUGGAGAACUUGCUGACAAGGUUAUUGAAAAAGUAACUGAAAAAAUGACUAAAGAGGUAACCGGAAAUGUUGCUGGAAAGAUCCCUCUGCACACUAUACAGGGCAGUGGUGGAGAGGUUGAGGUUGUUGCUGAAAAGGUUACGCUUGAUGAGUAUAGAGCAUUCAGUAGUUUUACUGAGUAA